AUGGAUCCAGAAGAUGAUCCUUUGAAGGACUUACCGUCGUUACCGGACUUUUCUGAUGAUCGCGGAACGGACAUCAAAUCCCCUACUUCAUCGGACUCGCAGCCCCGAACAACAGGCCUUGUUUCCGAAUUCAUGCGAGCUGAUCUGGACCAACUCUACUUCGACCGCGUACACCCAUUCGCCCCUAUUCUUCAACGUUGGCGCUAUCAUGUCUGGGCCAAACAGGGCAAAAAGACCGACUCACAGACCUGUCUUCAGUAUGCUAUGUGGACUGUCGCAGCCUCUUUGUCUGCCCAAUUUCAGUCCUUCCGCGACACACUGUACCAAGAGACUCGGCAGAUGCUGGACAGUCUUGACGUGCGGACGCCGCGGUCCGUCACUAUGAGUGUUAGCUCAGGUCCCGGCAUCGAGCAAGCGCAGGCAUGGGUGCUAGUUUCCAUCUACGAAUAUAUGCAUCUUUCGCCGCAGCAGGCGUGGAUGAGCGCUGGGCGAUGUUGUCGCUUGGUGCUGGGCAUGCGUCUUUAUGAACUCGAUGAUCCGAAUAAUCCGAUUACGAUGGCGAGGGAACAAGAUGGGUUGGUGGACUGGACGGGGCUUGAAGAGCAAAGACGGACUUUUUGGAUGGCGUACUCGUUGGACCGGUUUAUCAGUUUUCAUAACGGGUUGCCGUUUACGUUGAAUGAGAAAUUGAUCUCAACACGGCUACCAGCGCCCGAAGAAGAGUUUCAGGCCGGUCAGCCGGUCGUCACUCGGUUCUUGGCUGAGGUGAUGGCGCGCAGUUGUUUGGGAGGUGAGACUGCAGGAGGAAUGGUAGUCUCGCCGUUUGGAGAAUGUAUUAUUCUCGCGACGAUCUGUGGACGAGCGCUAUCGCAUCGUCAGAAGCUAGCCGUGGAGCAGAUUAAUGGCGACGUGUUUGAUGGACUCUGGGCGAGGCAUCAGUGGCUGCAUGAGCUGCUGAGCCAUCGCAUUCAAGUUCUUUCGACGUCCACGCAAGUCGAUUCGAUGCUGAUAUUUGCGCGAAUCGUGGCGCAGACCAUGGUGCUGUAUUUGCACAACGUACUGGAGUCCAUAGUCUGGAAAACGGGUGAUCACUUGUUAGGUAUUAUCGAGUAUGAGAGAUUGUGUAUUUUGGCGGCGCACGAGGUGGUGAAUCUGGUCAGGUUGCAGGGCCAGUUGGGGUAUUUCAAGGUUCACCCGUUAACACCGAUUCCCCUGAUGAUGUGUACCGAGUUCUUCACAGCGCAUGGGUACCUCGAUUCGUCGUUCGAUGGCAUGUUGCGAGAGCUGCUCGAAUGUCUGCAAGACUUGGAGCGAGCCAAGAACCCUAUUCAGAGUCCGCAGCUAUCUGUGACAUAA
Aspergillus melleus is the source of this 1356-nucleotide messenger RNA. Its product is annotated as fungal specific transcription factor domain-containing protein. Gene Ontology annotation, molecular function: zinc ion binding; DNA binding. Gene Ontology annotation, biological process: DNA-templated transcription. Lineage: Eukaryota; Fungi; Ascomycota; Eurotiomycetes; Eurotiales; Aspergillaceae. The transcript has 4 exons. The coding region runs from base 1 to 1356 and encodes 451 amino acids. Gene Ontology annotation, cellular component: nucleus. The record is from RefSeq and is a predicted model, not a curated record.